Miscanthus lutarioriparius is the source of this 969-nucleotide messenger RNA. The record is from the annotation of a GenBank genome assembly. NCBI's taxonomy places the organism in Eukaryota, Viridiplantae, Streptophyta, Magnoliopsida, Poales, Poaceae.
AUGGAGAUGCCGCAGCAGCAAGCCGCCGCCAACGCCGCCCAGGACGAGGGCGGGUCGCCGCCGCUGUCCCCGGCGGCCGCCGCGGCGGCCGCGCUGGCGAACGCGCGGUGGAACCCGACCAAGGAGCAGGUGGCGGUGCUGGAGGGGCUGUACGAGCACGGCCUGCGCACCCCGAGCGCGGAGCAGAUACAGCAGAUCACGGGCAGGCUGCGGGAGCACGGCGCCAUCGAGGGCAAGAACGUCUUCUACUGGUUCCAGAACCACAAGGCCCGCCAACGCCAGCGCCAGAAGCAGGACAGCUUCGCCUACUUCACCAGGCUCCUCCGCCGUCCCCCGCCGCUGCCCGUGCUCUCCAUGCCGCCCGCGCCGCCGUACCAUCACGGCCGCGUCCCGUCGUCUGCGCCGGCGCCGGCGCCGCCCGCGAUCGCGAUGCCGCCGCCGCCUCCUCCUCCGUCGCCCGCUGCAUGCAACAACAACAACGGCGGCGCGCGUGUGAUGUACAGGAAUGCAUUCUACAUGCCUGCGCCGCAGGCGCCCCCUGCAAAUGCUGCCUACUACUACCCGCCGCCGCAGCAGCAGGUGACAGUCAUGUACCAGUACCAGGACAAGAUGACCGCGGCCGCGGCGCAGCAGCAGCACCACUACCCGGCCGCCAUGUUCCAGCAGGCCGCCGCAGCACCGCACUUCCCGUCUGCCAACGGCGGCUCCGGGCCAGCGGAACGCGUCGGCCCCCGCCGCGAGACGCUCGAGCUGUUCCCGCUCCAGCCCACCUUCGUGCUGCGGCGCGACAAGGGGCGCGCUGCAGCCGCUGGGGGCAGCGCCUCCGCCCUGACGUCGGCGUCGACGGCGACGGCGUCCGCUUCCGUCUCCGAGGAGUCGGAGGGCCUGGAGAGCGCCAACUGCAACGGCGAGGAGGAGCCCGCGCUGCCGUUCUAUGACUUCUUCGGUCUCCAGUCCGGAGGCCGCUGA